AUGCUACUCUCUGCUGCAUAUGCUCGUCUCCUUGAUUUUAAGCAAAAGUUUCUUGAAGCUGGUCAACGUUAUGCUGAACUGUCAGUUCGCUUCCCCUGGCUUGCUGAUUCUGCUCGAAUGGCCUAUCUAGAACGGGCCUUGGCUGCUGCCUUACUGGCUGGCGCUGGACACCAAAGGGCGAGACUCUUGGCCACACUUUACAAAGAUGAGAGAUGUCAAUCGCUCGAUACAUACCCAGUCCUCGAGAGCAUAAAAGCUAUUAUUCCUUGA
Molecule: messenger RNA, 270 nt
Organism: Protopolystoma xenopodis
Lineage: Eukaryota; Metazoa; Platyhelminthes; Monogenea; Polystomatidea; Polystomatidae
Source: the annotation of a GenBank genome assembly